AUGAGCAUUACUCAUAGCACCUGGCCAGUCGUGUUGAUGCCGUAUAACUUGCCUCCAUGGUUGUGCAUGAAACAACCAUUUUUCAUUCUAGCUUUGCUCAUUGAUGGUCCUCAUGGUCCUGGAAAUGAUAUUGAUGUUUACUUGCAGCCUUUGAUUGAGGAGUUAAAAGAGUUGUGGACUGAAGGUGUGCUUACUUUUGAUGCAUCAACCCAACAAAUGUUUCGUAUGCGAGCGACAAUAUUAAUGGGAACUAUAAAUGAUUUUCCAGCAUUAGCGAUGCUAUCUGGUUGGAGCACAAAAGGAGCACUAGCUUGUCCUUCUUGCAAUGUGGAAACCCAAUCUCUAUGGUUGAAGAACUUUAGGAAGUAUUGCUAUAUGGGCCAUAGACGCUUCUUGGAUCAAGGACAUAACUUUCGGAAAGAAGCCAUAUCUUUUGAUGGAACUAUUGAAACUAGACCAAGGCCACUUUACUUUUCAGGUGCUGAUAUUUUUAAACAAGUUCAAUUCAUUCAAAAUAAUUUUGGGAAGGGUGAAGAAAGGGGGAGAACAGCACCUAAAAAGAGACGAGUACAUGCUAAUGAUGGAAUAAGUGCCAACACUAUGGAGCAAGGAGUAGAACAUAAUUGGAAAAAGAGAAGUAUAUUUUUUGACUUAGAGUAUUGGGUGGAUAUUUUGAUUCGCCACAAUAUUGACCUGAUGCAUACCGAGAAGAAUGUCUUGGAAAAUAUACUUGGGACACUACUCAAUAUUUUGGGGAAAACAAAGGACAAUCUAAAAGCUCGACAAGACCUAAAGGUCAUGCGUAUACGCACGGCACUCCAUCCUCAACAACGGCCUGGUGGGAAAGUCUUUCUACCUCCUGCUUCUUUCACAAUGAGUAAAGAACAAAAACAUAUAUUUUGUAAAGUGUUGAAAAAUGUUAAAGUCCCUGACGGCUACUCCUCCAAUAUUUCACGCCGUGUAAACCUCAAAGACACAACUAUUUCAGGGUUGAAGAGCCAUGAUUGUCAUAUUCUUAUGCAACAACUAUUGCCAUUGGCUGCGAGGAGGGCAUUGCCUAGACAUGUUUGUGAAGCCAUAAUUGAGUUGAGCACUUUUUAUAGACGGUUAUGCUCCAAAGUAAUGGAUCCAAAUGACUUUGAGGAUCUUAAAAAGCAAAUUGCAUUGACUCUAUGCCGUCUCGAAAAGAUUUUUCCACCUUCUUUUUUUGAUAUAAUGGAGCAUUUACCCAUUCAUUUAGCGGAACAAGCAAGUGUCGCUGGACCAGUAUAUUAUCGAUGGAUGUACCCCGUUGAGAGGUAUUUGCUUACACUCAAGAAGUACGUGCGUAAUAUGAGCCAUCCAGAGGGAUCCAUUGCAGAAGGUUAUUUGACAGAACAAUGCUUGACAUUUUGCGCACGGUACUUGCAUGAUGUUGAGACAAAGUUAAGUCGACCAAUACGAAACUACGAUGGUGAGCAUGGAGGUCGUGGUUUAGGGAAAGGAAAAUUGUUUGAGCUUGAUAACAUUGCUUGGGUGCAGGCACAUAGAUAUGUCCUAGCCAAUUCUGAUAUCGUAGCCCCAUUCCGAGAGAAACACAUUCAAGUUCUUAGAAAUGAUAGUCGCCGGUUAAGUGAGCGUGAUCUUAUGAGGAAGCACAAUGAACAAUUUCCUAAUUGGUUUAGAGAUCACGUUCAAGACUUGCUGCGAACAAAAAAUGCGAACAUAUCCAACGAACUGAGUGUGUUAGCUUCAGCACCAGACAAAUGGGCUAGAAGGUAUACUGGGUACAUUAUAAACGGGUUUCGAUUUCACACCAAGGAGCGUGAGGAGAGGAGGAAAACUCAAAACAGUGGAGUAUCGUUGACCGCAUACACACAAAGUUAUGCAAGCUCAAGAGAUAAACGCCCAGUUACAGGAGAGGUCAUUUUCUAUGGAGUUUUAAGGGAUAUCAUUGAAUUGAGAUAUUCUAAUAACUUUAAGUUUGUGCUAUUCAAAUGCGAUUGGGUGGAUAAUAACGUAGGAAUGAGGCAAGAUGAGUUCAAGUUCACACUUGUAAAUUUUACGCAUCUUUUGUAUAGACACAAUCGCACAUCAGAUGAACCAUUCAUCCUUGCAUCUCUGGCGCAACAGGUUUGGUAUGUUCAAGACCCCAUUGACGAAGAUUGGCAUGUCGUUGUUAAGAUGACCCCUAGAGACUCAUACGACAUGAAUGGAAAACAAUCUACAGAAGAUGAAAUAACUUGUCCCCAAGCUGAGCCUUAUAGUGGUCAACAGUUAGAUGAUGCUACAUAUACUCUUGAUAAUGAUGUUAACUGGGUUAGAACAGAUGUGGAAGGAGAAACAGUUGAUGACGACAUAGAUGGUGACGAUUAUGAUAAUGUUGGUGUAGAAGAUAGUGAUGAGGAUGAGGUUGAUUAUAGUGAUGAGGAGGAGGUUGAUUAUAGUGAGGAGGAGGAUUGUACUGAUGAUGAUGAUGAUGAUGAUGAUGAUGAUGAUGAUUUUGAGGAAAAUGAUGAAGAUGGAGAUCAUGACAAGGAUGAUUGA
Messenger RNA from Rhododendron vialii, 2526 nucleotides. RefSeq lists its product as uncharacterized. The transcript is spliced from 4 exons. Bases 1 to 2526 code for a protein of 841 amino acids. Lineage: Eukaryota; Viridiplantae; Streptophyta; Magnoliopsida; Ericales; Ericaceae. The record is from RefSeq and is a predicted model, not a curated record.